Messenger RNA from Trifolium pratense (red clover), 931 nucleotides. Its product is annotated as 4-hydroxy-3-methylbut-2-enyl diphosphate reductase, chloroplastic-like. Gene Ontology annotation, molecular function: 4-hydroxy-3-methylbut-2-enyl diphosphate reductase activity; metal ion binding. NCBI's taxonomy places the organism in Eukaryota, Viridiplantae, Streptophyta, Magnoliopsida, Fabales, Fabaceae. Gene Ontology annotation, biological process: dimethylallyl diphosphate biosynthetic process; isopentenyl diphosphate biosynthetic process, methylerythritol phosphate pathway. The coding region runs from base 240 to 701 and encodes 153 amino acids. The record is from RefSeq and is a predicted model, not a curated record. The transcript has 6 exons.
UUCUAAUCAGCUUGAUCCAAUGCAAGGGAAAUAAUGGUAACUUUUGGGAUUUUAUGACUUCCAAAUUCACAAGUCCCGUGAUGAAUCAAGGUGUGCUAAUUAGACUCGGAUGAUCUUCUGCCGCUACUACCUGAUAUGAGUCCUUUCGGUCAUGAUAUAAUUUUAUCCAGUUGGCGAGCUCAAUUGAGUAAUAAUGGUUCAAACCCUUCCUUGUUUAGAGCAGUCUAUAAUGCAUCUGGAUGGCCAUAGCCAUGGUUUAUCGAAGGGAAACUGGUGGAGAGGAGAAUGAUGCGCAAGUAUAUCGUGUGGAAAACGUUACUGAGUACUUUAUAAGCUUCAACACAAUUUGUGAUGCUAUUCAGGAGCGACAAGAUGCUAUUUACAUGCUGGUGGAGAAAGAUAUGGAUUGUAUGUUAGUUGUUGGUGGUUGGAACUCGAAUAAUACAUCGCACCUUCAAGAGAUAGCUGAGGAACGCGGAAUUCCUUCUUACUGGAUUGAUAGUGAGCAAAUAAUUGGUCCAGGAAACAGAAUAGCACAUAAAUUGAAUCAUGGCGAACUUGUGGAGAAAGAAAACUUUCUACCAAAGGGUCCAUUAAGGAUUGGUGUAGCAUCUGGUGCAUCUACACCAGAUAAGGUCGUGGAAGACGCACUUAUCAAGGUGUUUGACUUGAAAAGGGAAGAAGCAUUGCAACUCACGUAAAGUAGGUUUGCAUACAUACAUUAUUAAAUGUGUAAAUGACAUGUGAGACUUGAAUUAAAGGCUAUGUUACAAUUCAACUUGUAGAAUUUAUAAAUGAGAAACCUCAAUGUAAAAUGAAAUAAAUUCUUCCAUUUGUUAUCAUAGACCAAUAAUCUAUUAGCACUAAGAUCAUCCAUGCAUUUGUAAACUCUGGCUGCAAGGACAUGAAAAUAUAUCUCUAUUGAUGGCAU